AAUUGAAAGCGUCACGUCAGAACUCCUGCUGUUCAGUAUCCAUAAGAUUUUUUGCGUGAAUUAUAUAAAUGUCCGCGAUUGCUUCUCAUCUUCAUUCGAUCUGAGAUUUACAUUUCACGCCACAGCUUGAUAAACAAACAAUCCAACUUUCCAGCCUCGUUUUGAAGUGUCGUCUGCUCCUGUCAUCAGUUUACCCGUGUGACAGCUUGAAGAGAAGAGUUUGUAGAUCUUGUCAACAAAUUGUCGCAAAUCGACAGUUAGACAAAAGUUUUCUGAACCAAAAGUUGGGUUUCUUUUAAGAGAAUUUUAAAAUUUUGUAAGGUCAAGGAUAAUCCUACCAUUCACCAUGUCCAUCUGUAUCAGGAUUCUAAUGUUGGUGUCACUCUUGACAGGUUUUACACGUGGAGAAAAUGGUACAGAGGUUGAUAUGUCUGUGAAGGAUAAUUUUGUCGUGAUGUAUAACAACAAACAUGGCGACGAUAAACCGAAGAUAGAACAUGAUAAAGCCUGGUUGACAGUCAACUCAUCAGUCAAUUUUAUACUCUAUAUGAUGGCACAAACUGAAGAAUGUCAUAAUUGUCCGAUGCAGUACGUGUCACAGUUCCGCAGUAUCAACGCUACCACGAUCCUGGUGAAUACCACGUUUGUUACACGGGUGACGUUCGUCAGAGUUCAUCCAACAAAACAUGUAGAAGACAUCUGCAGUUUUGAGACCAAGUUUCGUGAGAGUGGUGAUUAUUGGGUAUUUUUAGAUUAUGAAAGUUAUACAGAUGGUAGUUUAUGUCAUUUGACCUUAAGUAAUGAUCCAGCGCCAGCAGAGAUGCCCAUAUUAUACACGUUUGUGGGUUUAAUAGCUUUAGCAGCAUUAUGGACUUUAAUCAGCAGAAUAUACAGCCGAGCACGUGAUGCUAAUUGUUGUGGUCAGAGUGCUAAUAUAACUGAUCCUAUGGAUAAUGGUAACGUCAUAAGUUUGAGUAGCAUUACCAAAGAUCCAUCGGAAGUAGAAAAUGGCGUUGUUGCCACAUCGACGGAGAAAUCUAAACCAGAGAAGAAAAAGGAAAGAUUGCGGUGUUUGGACACAUUAAGAGGUAUUUCCCUGGUGGUCAUGAUAUUUGUGAACUAUGGAGGAGGAGGAUAUUGGUUCUUUGAACAUCCUCCAUGGAAUGGUCUCUCUGUUGCUGAUCUUGUAUUUCCCUGGUUCAUCUUCAUCAUGGGGACGUCAAUGAAUUUCUCCUUUAAGAGUAUGCACAAACGUCAGAAAACGUCUUACCAGAUUAUCUUUAAGAUAUGUAAACGAUCUUUUAUUCUCUUUGCACUGGGAAUAAUUCUCAACACAAGCUGGGGACCUGUGGAUCUAGAGACUAUGAGAAUACCUGGUGUCUUGCAAAGAUUUGGUGUAACAUAUUUAUUUCUAGCUUUAAUGGAAUUCUUCCUGGGCAGACGAGAAGAUUCACAUCAGGAAGCUAAGUGGGCACCUAUACGAGAUAUUGUAUUAAGUCUACCAAUGUGGAUAUUAAAUUUAGCCAUCCUCGCUGUUUUUAUUGGUUUAACUUAUGCUCUACCUGUUCCCGGCUGUCCAACAGGUUAUACUGGACCCGGUGGUAUCAGUGAUGGUGGUAAGCAUGUCAACUGUACGGCUGGAGCUGCUCAAUAUAUCGAUAAAGUUGUUCUAGGUGAAAACCAUAUCUACCAAUAUCCCACUCCACAGGUCAUCUAUCAAACAUCAAUGGCCCAUGACCCGGAAGGAAUACUUGGAGUUUUGACAUCAGUCUUUCUGUGCUUUCUGGGAUUAGUGGCGGGUCGUAUAAUAAUAACAUUUGAAGGACAUGCGAGUCGAGUUAUUCGCUGGUUGAUCUGGGCUGCAAUAACGGGAGGUAUUGGUGCUUUAUUAUGUAAAGGCAGCCAGAAUGAUGGAUGGAUACCAGUCAAUAAAAAUCUAUGGUCGGUAUCGUUUAUAAUGGUUACGGCUUGUUUUGCUUUUAUACUGCUCUCAGUGCUCUAUAUUGUCAUGGAUGUUUUAAAAUGGUGGAAGGGUGGACCAUUUGUUUAUCCAGGAAUGAAUUCCAUAGUGAUCUACGUCUGUCAUGGCGUAUUUUGGCGAGAAUUUCCGAUCAAUUGGCAGCUGGAACCUGUACACUGGAAAUUAUUACUACAAGAUGUAUGGGGAACAUCCAUCUGGAUAUUCGUGGCUUAUCUUAUGUACAGAAAGAGAUUCUUUGUGGCUAUUUAAAAAAAUGAAUCCAUUGUUAAAAUACUAAAAUAGGAAGCCAACAUUGAUGAUAAUUGUUCGGUGAAUAAAAAACAAUGGCUUCACACAGUGAACCUUUGAAGAUUUUCAGACCAAAGUUUGAAUGAUUGGGAAUGGGGAAACCAAUUUGAGAUAUAAUAGUGUACAUUUGGGUAUUGUUUAACGUCGUUCAGAUUCUCAUACACACGCAUGGCAAUUACAGAAAAAAUAUCAUGUGUGGAAGAGGACGUUAAACCCGACCCUUGUUUAAAAGAAUCAGCGAAAGAUCUCUGAAGACGAACUCUUUAUUUAUAACCUUUAGUGAAACAAUGUUUUAAAAUAUUUCCAUGGGGGAAGUCUAAUGAAGAUAUCCACACAUGCCUACAGUCAUAUAAUCAGCUAACCUGUUCAAACUUACAGUUGUACUGACAAAUCUUCGUCUUAGUCUUAGUUUCGUGAAAAUUUGAAAUAUCCUAUAUAUACUUACACUUUCCAGACCAUUUGAUGUCACUUCUCAUUGACUUGAGAAGUGAUUAUAGCUAACUAAUAGCGCCCGAGAGAAGCACACAGCUUUUGUAAAUUCAUUAUUUAAUUACUAUACAUUGAAAGAGUCACGUUGGGGGGGGGGGUCACGUGGGGGUUGAUGGACAGACUUUAAUUCAUAUUGAAAUGUAAUAUUAUAUCCAUCGAUGUGUUAAAAUUUCCUCCAUGUAUUGUUUUAAUACUGCACUAUUGCUUUUUUUUACAAAACGAAUUCUUUCUGGUGGUUGUUUAUUUUGUAAAUAAUGUUUUAAACAUAAUGUAAUUUUAACGUCUGUAGAAUGUUCAGACGUCCUGAAACCAAGAUAUGACCCUUAACACUUGACAUUUGAAGCUAUUUUGUCGUAAAGAGAAUACAAUCAGAUUCAUAAAUACAAUGAGUUGUGACUUUAAAAUAGAAAACAGGCUGACAAAACAUCUGUGAUCGAGUGUCGGGUUGGGCGAGAAGGACGGUACGGCAUUCAUACUUACGUAAAAGCUCUAUUCUUGUCCAAAUAAAAACAUGAAAUCCACGGCGUCGUAUAAGUGCUAUUUUACUGUAAAUAUUAUGUUUUUGAUUAUAAUUGGUUAUAUUGUGUAUUUUUACAUUAUGUUAUAUAAAUGUAGAUGUUAAUACAAUCUUUCUGUUUGUAUGUAAAUUUAAUGCUUUAAUAAACUCUCUUUCUCAAACUAAAA
Molecule: messenger RNA, 3442 nt
Organism: Patella vulgata (common limpet)
Lineage: Eukaryota; Metazoa; Mollusca; Gastropoda; Patellidae
Product: heparan-alpha-glucosaminide N-acetyltransferase
Exons: 17
Coding region: 347-2230 (627 amino acids)
Source: RefSeq, a predicted model, not a curated record